AACAAAAACCCUAGGAAACGAGAAGAAGUGAGAGCGAGAGAGAUGACGCAGAAGGCGACGCAAUUCAAAGGGCAGCAGAAGAGGAAAACAAUACCUCCGAACCGCCAUGGAAAGAGCGUUCAAACUCGCAAGGGGAAGCGAAACGUGAAGCCCGCUAAGUUCACCAAGGACAUGGACGCCGAUAGGGAGAUAACAAAGUUCAUAAACCACUGCAAUGAGGUGAAGGCGGCCACUGCUGCAAACAAAGAAGGUGGCCAACUAAGUAUUGUCAAAUCAGCUCCAGAGUCGGAUAAUGGUGGAAAACAAUAGUAGUUUCCAAGCUUGCAAAGUUGUGGAUGUAGAGAAUACAGAUUGUCUGCAAAAAAGUCUAAACCUGACAUUGUUGAACAUCUUUUGUGCUGAUGUUGUACCAUUAGAUUUUCUUGUUCAGCUUCAGUGCAUUUCAUACAUUGUAGCUUGUUAACAAUUCAGGCCUAAAGUUUUGGGGUAUGUCGUUUUUGACUAGUACCAUUUGAAGAUUUGGUUUUGACUCUUGAGUUAUGGAUUGUUUCAAGGGGGUGAUAUGAAUGUUUUCUUUGUACCUAAAACUAGAAAGUUUACAAAGAAUUGUAUGUUGUGAUCUUGUGAUUUGUAAAUGCAUACUACGGUUUCAAAUCUUCUACCAGAAAAUAAAUGGUUUUGGAUCGCCAU
Molecule: messenger RNA, 690 nt
Organism: Rosa chinensis
Lineage: Eukaryota; Viridiplantae; Streptophyta; Magnoliopsida; Rosales; Rosaceae
Exons: 2
Coding region: 43-309 (88 amino acids)
Source: RefSeq, a predicted model, not a curated record